GGUUUAGGGUUUGGGGGUUGGGGUUUGGGGGUUGGGGUUCGGGGGUUGGGGUUUGGGGGUUCGGGGUUCGGGGGUUCGGGGUUCGGGGUUCGGGGGUUCGGGGGUUCGGGGUUCGGGGUUCGGGGGUUCGGGGUUCGGGGGUUCGGGGGUUCGGGGGUUCGGGGUUCGGGGGGUUCGGGGUUCGGGGGGUUCGGGGUUCGGGGUUCGGGGUUCGGGGUUGGGGUCGGGGUUGGGGUUGGGGUUCGGGGUCAGGGGUUCGGGGUCAGGGGUUCGGGGUCAGGGGUUCGGGGUUCGGGGGUCAGGGGUCAGGGGUCACGGGUCAGGGGUCACAGGUCAGGGGUCAGGGGUCAGGGGUCAGGGGUCAGGGGUCAGGGGUCAGGGGUCAGGGUUCGGGGUCAGGGUUCGGCGGUCAGGGUUCGGGGUUCAGGGUUCGGGGUUCAGGGUUUUAGGGUUUAG
Messenger RNA from Vigna angularis (adzuki bean), 456 nucleotides. RefSeq lists its product as uncharacterized. Lineage: Eukaryota; Viridiplantae; Streptophyta; Magnoliopsida; Fabales; Fabaceae. The annotation marks the transcript as partial. The transcript has a single exon. The record is from RefSeq and is a predicted model, not a curated record.